Scatophagus argus is the source of this 4400-nucleotide messenger RNA. RefSeq names its product 6-phosphofructo-2-kinase/fructose-2,6-biphosphatase 2b (gene pfkfb2b). Gene Ontology annotation, molecular function: ATP binding; 6-phosphofructo-2-kinase activity; fructose-2,6-bisphosphate 2-phosphatase activity. The transcript has 15 exons. The coding region runs from base 363 to 2111 and encodes 582 amino acids. The record is from RefSeq and is a predicted model, not a curated record. Gene Ontology annotation, cellular component: cytosol. Gene Ontology annotation, biological process: fructose metabolic process; fructose 2,6-bisphosphate metabolic process. NCBI's taxonomy places the organism in Eukaryota, Metazoa, Chordata, Actinopteri, Scatophagidae.
GUUACAUGCUGGGGUGCACCUCAUCCUUUGCAGAGUUCUGUUGUCAGGACUUCUGAAUAGUGAUACAGGGGGUGUGCGUAGACGUAUCUAUUAUCAACGUUACGGUAGGGGAAAAAAUAUGACGUGGAGGCACACCUCCGGCUUGGAAGGACACCAACCGGCCGAGGAGGCAUCUCAGCAGCAAGGACAGGCCGAGCAGACUGACUCCUCCGGCCGCCGCUGCGGGCUCAGUCUCUCCGUCCGGCAGAUUGUGAGCUCCCUGCACCGGCGGCGCUGGCACGAUCCAAUCCAUCAUUUGUCUAUCGAACAGACCAGCUUGGGAAAUGCACUUCUGAGAGAGGGAGGGAAGAGCUGAUUUCAACAUGUCAAGCACUCAGAUGGAAAACGGCUCUGCGAACUCAGCAGAAGCUAAGAAAACAGACCUGAGAAUGAAUGAGAAGAAAUGCUCUUGGGCUUCAUAUAUGACCAAUUCUCCAACGGUGAUCGUAAUGAUCGGCCUGCCUGCAAGAGGGAAGACCUACAUGUCAAAGAAACUCACACGUUACCUCAACUGGAUCGGAGUCCCAACCAAAGUGUUUAACUUAGGCGUGUACCGCAGAGAGGCCGUCAGAGCUUAUAAGUCCUACGACUUCUUCCGCCACGACAAUGAGGAGGCCAUGAAAAUAAGGAAGCAGUGUGCUCUGGUAGCUCUGCAGGAUGUGAAGGCUUACCUGACUGAGGAGGGAGGUCAGAUUGCUGUGUUUGAUGCAACAAACACAACAAGAGAAAGGCGAGAUCUCAUUCUGGCUUUUGUGAAGGAAAAUGCAUUCAAGGUGUUCUUUGUGGAGUCUGUGUGUGACGACCCAGAGGUCAUUGCUGCUAAUAUUCUGGAAGUGAAAGUGUCCAGUCCUGACUACCCUGAGAGACACAGAGAGAGAGUAAUGGACGACUUCCUCAAACGAAUCGAGUGCUACAAGGUUACGUACCAACCACUGGAUCCUGAUGAUUAUGACAAGGACCUAUCUUUUAUCAAGGUGAUGAACGUGGGCCGGCGUUUUCUGGUGAACCGGGUGCAGGACUACAUCCAGAGCAAGAUCGUCUACUACCUCAUGAACAUCCACGUGCACUCUCACUCCAUCUACUUGUGUCGGCACGGAGAGAGUAACCACAACGUCGAAGGACGCAUCGGAGGAGACUCAGAACUUUCACCUCGAGGGAAACAGUUCGCCCAUGCCCUGAGGGAUUUCAUUGAGGAGCACAAACUGUCAGAUUUGAAGGUGUGGACAAGCCAACUGAGAAGAACCAUCCAGACAGCAGAGGAGCUGCGGGUUCCUUAUGAACAAUGGAAGAUACUCAACGAAAUUGAUGCUGGUGUGUGUGAGGAGAUGACUUAUGAACUGAUCCAGAAGACAUCCCCAGAGGAGUUUGCUUUGAGGGACCAGGACAAGUACCAUUAUCGCUAUCCAGGAGGAGAGUCCUACCAAGACCUUGUUCAGCGUUUGGAGCCGGUUAUCAUGGAGUUAGAGAGACAGGGCAAUGUGCUGGUCAUCUGCCACCAGGCUGUCAUGCGCUGUUUGCUGGCAUACUUCCUGGACAAGAGUGCAGAGGAUCUACCAUACAUGAAAUGUCCACUCCACACAGUCCUCAAGCUGACCCCUGUUGCAUAUGGUUGUAAGGUGGAAAUGUUUUAUCUUAAUGUGGAGGCAGUGAACACACAUCGAGACCGGCCUCUUGGUAAAAUCCCGAGGGACUCUACUCUCAUACAUCGGCGGAAUAGUUACACUCCCUUGUCCAGUCACGACCAGGUCAAGCGUCCCAGGCUCUACAGCGCUGGCAACCAGCCUUGGCUACCGCUCGCCCCCACCCCAUCGGCUCUGAUGCCAGAGGGACGGCAAAGCCAAGUUAGUGCCAGAGUUACAGCCUCCCCCUCUAAAUCAGACACAGUCGAUUGUAACCAGUCACCUCCCACCACAGCUGUAACCCUGUGUUUGGCAUUCCCUCGCAUCAGUUUUGGAUCCUCUCGAGGAUUUAGUGUCUGUGUUGAAAAUGCCGUUCAUGGAAUCCAUCUCUCUAUGUACCUGUCUAUCUCAGGGCAUGUUUUGGAUUUUGAAUGGGGUGCUCUCUUCUUCUAAUGUUGCGCCUGUCUGUUUCCAAACCUCGAUGUUUGUCUUGCAUGACCUCUGCUUUACCUCUGGGCCGUCUCCAGCUUGAAUAUGCAGAACAGCAUGCCUACCUUUUGCUGAGGAAAGCUCCUAAUGAGUUACUCUUUAUGAGACACACAAACAUCAAAGACAUCUUUUACUAUAAUUUCGUUAGUGACAAUCAGCACAUUAUAAGCUAUAUAUAAUCUUCAUAAAUUUACAGUGGUGAUCCCAUUUUAGCACUAAAUCCCGUUUGCGAAAAUAACAUAAUACAUAAAUGAAAGAUUUCGAACCUAGGAAAAACGAUGAAACUUAAAAAUGCAUAUUCAUAUUUGUUCGUGUUGUGUAUUUGUUGGCCUUGCCUUGUGGGUACAGUGCUACAGCCCUUCUCCACAUUUCUAUCUCUCUCUCUCUUUCUCCACUUUCUUCAAAUCUCUUUUACAGCCUCGGAUAGGAAGCGGCUGUCUGUGAGUAUUUUGGAGACUCAGAACAUGUAACAGCCCUUCAUUUUCUUUCCCAUAAUUCAACUCAUGCCAUUGUAACCCAUGUCAAUAUGUUGUCACAGUGGUGUAUUUUUUUUUUAUGGUUUUCAGCCUCUAGGUAUCUAACUUUCCAUCACCUUUGCACUGCGGCUAGAAGCAAAGCUGCCGCUGCCUUUGUUUCAUCUCAGCAGACUUAUCAAGUACACUGUUAGACACUGAUUGUUUGAUAGUUUGACUACAAUAACUUCAAUAAAACUCUUUGCUGAUAGCAUUUGUCAGACAUCUAGAGAUAUUUUAAAAUGGGAAAAAUAAUGUAGCUACUUAUAUAUUGGACAUACCGGUACAUUAAAUCUAAGAAACCUAAGGGUAUUUGAAUAUUAAUUUCCUAUAUAAUAUUCUGGAUUAUGAUUCAGAACCUGUCAUAAAUGGGGUCAGAGUAUGAUCAAUAAGUAAUCACUUCUUGAGAAUGUGCUAAAGGAGGGUCUCCACUGAUGUGGGUGUUUUACUACACUUCACAUGACGAUGGCCUAAUUUUUUUAAAUAGCAACGUAAGACUCCUGGGCUCCCGGGAAGCCAUUAGUUUCCUCAAAUAGGAUUUGCUGCUGUGAGGCAUUAAUUUUGAAAGUCAGUGACAUUUUCUUUUUCUUGAAGGAGUCCCUGUGCGAAGGAAUCGACUUUGACAGCCCCGAAGAAACUAGUGGCUGUGUCCGCUUCUGAGUGAAGACAAAAGCACCUGUCUUUAUGGCACAAAUCAUAUUCUUGGAAAUGACGGCUGGAUUUAUUUUAUAUAGAAUGAAGUGAAUAAAUGGAUGAAGUCAGUUGGUACAUUUUCAGUUUUUGUCCUAUCUCAACUUUUCUGUUUAACUUUUCUCUGCAUGCUGAGGCUUUGAACUGGAAGCCUUGUCAUUAGUAUCAUAAACACUUCUGCCUGUAUGCCAAAUCAGUUAAUCAAUCAGUCAGUCAGUCAAUCAACCAAAAGAGCAUACUGUAUUACAGGACUGGCAGUUAGUUGUAAAUACUACAAUGCCUUAUGAAUAUCAAUAGAUUUAGCUCCUCUCUGUGUUCGACUAAUGAGAACAAGUUAUGCAUUAUUAUGAUGAGUUUGCACUAUUGCAAGUAGAACAUCUUAUAAAGUAGAUGCUGUAAAAAUAUUUUUAUAACAAAUCCACUCAUCUACUCUACAGCCAGUAGUGAUUCUUAUCAGUUAAGCCAUCAUCUAUGUUAUGUUAUGUUAUGUUAUGUUAUGUUAUGUUAUGUUAUGUUAUGUUAUGUUAUUUGGCUUAGUUUCUUCCUUCCGUUUUGGAAGCAUUCUAUGUUUUAUGUGCUAAAAUAUACCACAUUGCUGGACAUACUGUACACCAGCAGUAAAUGAAGACGCUUGCCUCUCUGUCACAAGCUGUCAUUCACGUACCUACUGUGUUAAACUAGCAUUUUCUGUCACAAAGAACACUAAAUCCUAAAUAUUCAUCUGGAAAUACAGUGUCCUGCUUGCCUGUUUACUGCAGGAAAGGAUAUUGUGCAACAAAAUAUGUUGAUUGUAUAUUGGCUGUUUCUUGCUAUGCUUUUGGACAAAUAUUGCUUUUAAAUGCUUCAUGCAAAUGUAUCUUUACUGCUUAAAUACUCUGUUUCAUCAGGCGUUUUUGACACAUAAAAUCCUUUGAUUUUAUUUAAUAAUAGACAGUGGCACUAUUUUCAUUUUAUGGCUAUGUAAUGUUUGAAUCCUGAUAAGUUAUUUCCCUUCUCAAAGCAGCCUAUUUGUGCCUUUUUAGCAGACAAUAAAAAUGAAUUUUGAAGUGAA